Messenger RNA from Physcomitrium patens, 2386 nucleotides. Its product is annotated as xyloglucan endotransglucosylase/hydrolase protein 9. Gene Ontology annotation, biological process: xyloglucan metabolic process; cell wall biogenesis. Gene Ontology annotation, molecular function: hydrolase activity, hydrolyzing O-glycosyl compounds; xyloglucan:xyloglucosyl transferase activity. Gene Ontology annotation, cellular component: cell wall; apoplast. Lineage: Eukaryota; Viridiplantae; Streptophyta; Bryopsida; Funariales; Funariaceae. The record is from RefSeq and is a predicted model, not a curated record.
GUCACGACAGGGAGAUGCCAGUAGUACAGAAACUUGAUUACUGGUUUUUUUCAGUUCCAGUUAACUUCAUCGUAAGUCUAAUCUCGUGUUUAUCUACCUGUUUGUUUAUUUGAUAAUUACCAUCUAAGGAUGUUGGUAUUAUUCGAGGCUGAUUGCUGUUCUGCAAGGACGUCUACUGCUACGCUCUCAUAAUUGGGGAUCGUGGGACCCGUAUUAAGGUGCAGUUACUGUAGUACUCCUCUGCUAAUUAUCGUGAAGUGUUUUCUUUUUUCUAGAAUGGACAUUGAUGUGGGCGUGAUCAUUCACGGUGAUUAUCCACUGUUAAGAUUGAUUACUUGAGUGCAUGAGUGAACUGGCGAAGCUUGCAAGUUGAGAGGAAAUUCCGUAACUGCCGGGAUGCCCUUAUGCUCUGGUCCCAGAUGUUACUCCAGAUUGCGACGGUGCCCUGUUGACACCUUGUGACUUCACCGCGUGACCACUUUUCAAUGUCGAUCGCCGCUAGUUAUUCCCAUGGCUGUCAUCCCACUGCAUAGUAUAGAUACUCUUCACCACCAACUUUAAAGCACCGUGACCACCAUCUCCCAACUGUCUCUCAGGCUCUUCAGUUCCGAAACAUCUCUCUCCAAUGCAGACUACAGUUCUUGCAGCUGACGCCUGUGAGGUUGAUCUUCAAUCAAGUUCUGCUCCUUUACUUCCUGUCAAUUGAAAUCGGCUAGUUCAGUUUACCGCAUUUUCGACGUGGUUCGUGUACUAAGAUCUCUUCUAUCGGCUCCGCGCUUAAAACAUCUCUUUGAGCUGACUGAAGGCACAGAAACUUGUUUCAUCUUAUUUUACGAGCAGCGUUUAGUACAAUUGUGGGAAACUAGUUGGUCAAAAGACGGUGUAUAGGAGUGCGCCUAGUUGGUGGAUUAUCCGUCGUUCAACUUUGAUGGGGCCACGCAGAGCACCUUCACGAUCAUGCAUUGCCAUCGCUCUGUUGUGUUUAAGUAUCUUCGUGGGCGGUGGUCACGCUCAGUCUAGGCCAGGCAGGGGACUUGCCGCGUCGUUCAAUCCGUGGACGAAGAAUGUCAAGUACACCAACGACGGAAGGGGGGUGCAGCUCGUUCUCGAUCCGCUCUCUGCCUCUGGAGCGGCGUCCAAGACUAGUUAUCUGUUCGGAGGAUUCGGGGCGUGGAUCAAGCUGCCUCCUCGUAAUUCCGCUGGGACAGUCACCACCUUUUAUAUGUUAUCGACAGGACCAAAAUAUUGCGAGUUCGACUUCGAAUUUCUAGGGAAUGAAACUGGACAACCGUUCCUUCUGCACACCAAUAUCCACGUGAACGGCGUUGGAGGGCGCGAGCAGCAAAUAUAUCUGGGAUUCGACCCAUCAGAGACCUUCCACUAUUAUAACUUCCAAUGGAACAAGGACGUGCUGGUGUUAUACGUAGACAACACACCCGUCCGCAUGUUUAAGAACCUUGAAGGCAUUGUGCCCAACUUCAAGUAUCCGAAUUCCCAGGCCAUGGGCAUCUACAUGAGUAUCUGGGACGGAAGCACCUGGGCCACCCAAGGCGGCCGCAUCCCUAUCAACUGGUCCGCUGCUCCGUUUGUGGCAACAUAUCAGAACUUUAGGCUGAAUGGAUGCGCUGUGCACAACGUCCUCGAUCAAAACAGCUUGAGACUGUGCCAGGGCAGUAAGUAUGCCUCUCCGGGAGCGUACGCUCAGACCGUGGGGAUGGCGCGCGUGAGGCAGAUGAGGUGGGUGAGGGCGAAUCGGGUGGUAUACAACUACUGCGACGACAGGAAACGAUACCCGAUCGCACCUGCGGAAUGCGCUCACAACACCCUGUAGAAUGUUAGAUUCGCAUCAAGGUGGAUGUUCAUGUGGAAUGCACCUCGUGAGCAAUCGGAGCUGGACGAGAAACGAGGAUGUAAAUAAUCCAUCGCAGGUACCGUGGUGAAGAGCUUGAUUUGGUGAAUCAUGCGUUCGCGGAUCUAUUCCGAGGCAAUAACUGAGCAACGAUCUUCGGUAAAGUAGAGACCGUUGCAGUCACCGUCCAUUACAGCUGCACGGAUUGAAUUUUUACUUGAAAGUGUAGAUAGCUUUGGGGCAACAUUUACAACGAAAGCAUUGUUUAAGUCUAAUAUAACUUGGCACUCAACAGAUCUGAUACAGUUCUGCAACAAAUAAGUGACGAGCAGCGCAAGCUGUUUGAAUUUGGAUUGCAUGGCGAUGUCCCCGAGGCCAUCUUCCUGCAACCUAUGUACUCGUGAUUCCACCUAAUUUUUCCCGCUUGUAGUAGCACAGUGUUGAAUUGGACUCAGAACGAAGAUUUUACAUUCCUUCAUUUUUCAAUUCGAAUUUCAAUGGUUUGAAAAUCCUAUCCUAACAUGACGGUUAAACAUA